CAGGAUUUAGUAAGUAGGAAAGAAGCUAUGUAAAUUUCUCCGUUGGAAAACUCUGUCUUUAUUUACUUUUCUCUCGUUUUAAUUGAAGAUAUCAAAUAAAAACUUGUAUUGUGUGAAAAUAAAAAAAUUGAAAGAAACUACGUCCUUACGAAAUUAGGAGAAAUUCGGACUUGCAUAUGCUUAGCAUAAUUAACUAGCUAUAUUAUAUUGUUGUUUUUACCUAUAUCUCUUGUAGAUUAAGUCAAAUUCUGCGAUCGUGUGAGGUGCUGGUUUUGUAAAACAGUGAAUAUGUCUUCAAAUCAGUACGUAGUCGGAGGAAAGCAUGUUGAAAAGAGGCCGAGGAAUAUAAAGAGCAUAAAUUCAGUAGCAACCUGUGAAAAACACCGACAAAGUGUUGUUAAAGACCUUUCCAGAAAAAUUACCAAGAUCCAGAGUGCUCAAUUACCGGAUUAUCAAAUUCGAGAUUUGAACGAUGCUAUUAAUCAACUAAUGCGUGAAAAGCAUGCUUGGGAGGUUCAGAUUCAUGACCUCGGCGGAAUCAAUUAUUUAUAUAGCAAAGCAAAACUCUUUGCAGAUGAUGGUGAAAAAAUUGGCGAAGUUGAUGACUACCGCUAUUAUGGACGUGCUAGAGAAUUACCUGGUGUAAAAGAACUAUUUGAAGCUGAUAUGACUUUUGUACCUGAACGCUUACGGAAACAAGAGAUGCAACAACGACAGCUUGAUGCUUGGUACUACGGCUAUACACCUUUGGAAGAAGAAUCCUCACUACAAGACUAUGAGAAAGAAUUAUCUAAUCAACGGUUGGAUCGUAUAUCAAAAGAAAGACCCAAUUCUUUGGAGAAUUGGAAACCCAUUCUUAUUGAGCAUGUUCCAUCUCGCGAAGAGGUAGAAAAGAUUUUAUUGGAAAGACGAAAGAAUGCUUUGCUUCAUAGGCUAGUGUAACGAAUAUCUGUGUAUAAAUAAAGUAUAUUAGAUUUUGUAUAUCGAUUGAGUAUCUUACGCUAGAUAUCGUUUAUAUUGGCCCUACGUUUUUAUUUCCUUUAAAACAUUGGAGUAGCGACACAUCAUCACAUCGAUAGAUAAUUA
Messenger RNA from Schizosaccharomyces octosporus yFS286, 1086 nucleotides. Its product is annotated as complexed with Cdc5 protein Cwf12. Gene Ontology annotation, cellular component: Prp19 complex; post-mRNA release spliceosomal complex; post-spliceosomal complex. The transcript has 3 exons. Lineage: Eukaryota; Fungi; Ascomycota; Schizosaccharomycetes; Schizosaccharomycetales; Schizosaccharomycetaceae. Gene Ontology annotation, biological process: generation of catalytic spliceosome for second transesterification step; mRNA 3'-splice site recognition. The record is from RefSeq and is a predicted model, not a curated record. Bases 289 to 942 code for a protein of 217 amino acids.